AUGGGUAUUAGAAGCAACUUGCAUACUGAAGUUAGGGAAAAGAAGACUUACUUGCCUCCAGUUGCGUAUUGGCUUUCUAAGGAAGAAAAAAAGAAAUUUUACAGAAGGUUAUCCAACUUCAGAGGCCCUGAUGGUUACUGUGCCAAUAUCUCCAACUGUGUCUCACUGGAUCCUCCCUCUAUUGGCGGCAUGAAGUCACAUGACCAUCAUGUUCUAAUGCAGAAUCUGUUACCGGUUGCGUUGAGAGGUCUACUUCCACGAGGUCCUCGUCUUGCAGUGACUCGGAUAUGCAAUUACUUCAACAGACUGUGUCAACGCAUCAUUGAUCCAGAGAAGAUUAUUAAACUAGAGGAAGAAAUUGUGGAGACAAUGUGUCAGCUAGAGAGAUACUUUCCUCCAUCUCUGUUUGAUAUCAUAUUUCAUCUUCCACUCCAUCUAGCAAGAGAAGCACGCUUGGGUGGCCCUGUACACUUCAGGUGGAUGUAUCCCUUUGAGAGGUAUAUGAAGACACUAAAAGCUUUUGUCAAGAAUUUUGCAAGACCAGAAGCUUGUAUGGCCGAGGGUUAUUUGGCUGGUGAAUGCCUUGCAUUUUGUAUGGAGUUCCUGCAGAAAUCCAUUCUAGUUGAAGAAGCAAUGACAGGAAACGAAGAUGUUGAGACGACUCAGAAUGUUCUUGAAGGCCGAACGCUGCAUAAAGCAAAAGAAGUGAGUCUUACUGACAAAGAGAGAGAUGUUGCUCACCGGUAUAUCCUCAUGAAUACUGUAGUGAUCGACCCUUAUGUUCAGUAA
This is a messenger RNA of Brassica oleracea var. oleracea, 789 nucleotides long. RefSeq lists its product as uncharacterized. Lineage: Eukaryota; Viridiplantae; Streptophyta; Magnoliopsida; Brassicales; Brassicaceae. The transcript has 2 exons. The record is from RefSeq and is a predicted model, not a curated record. Bases 1 to 789 code for a protein of 262 amino acids.